Messenger RNA from Mesoplodon densirostris (Blainville's beaked whale), 3966 nucleotides. It is a transcript of the gene TLE3, whose product is annotated as TLE family member 3, transcriptional corepressor. The transcript has 20 exons. The record is from RefSeq and is a predicted model, not a curated record. Bases 1058 to 3406 code for a protein of 782 amino acids. Lineage: Eukaryota; Metazoa; Chordata; Mammalia; Artiodactyla; Ziphiidae. Gene Ontology annotation, molecular function: transcription corepressor activity; protein binding. Gene Ontology annotation, cellular component: nucleus; transcription regulator complex. Gene Ontology annotation, biological process: negative regulation of canonical Wnt signaling pathway; regulation of DNA-templated transcription.
UCUCGCGGCAGUUCAGACCUCGUGCUCGUCUCCCUCGCCUGUCUGUGUGUGGUAUCCGCAGGUCCGGGGCACUUUUUUUGGUGCGAGUGUGUGUGUGUGUGUGUGUGUGUGUGUUUGGGGGGGGGGAUUGUCGGGGCGCGAGAGGAGAGCCGAGCCGAGGGGAAGGAAGGAAGCCACAGAGCUCCCCGGUCUCGGGCUGCUUCUCCCCUCCAGCGCUCUCCUGCCUGCGCGCUCCGAGGCGGCGGUGGCGGCACCGAGCGCUCCUCGCUGGGGACUCGGCGCUCGAGCAGGGAGCAGCGAGGACCUCUUUGAUGCGGCUUCCUGUGCCUGCUGGAGUUAGGAUGCCAGGGUGGUUGAUUCCCACCUACUGAGCCCGGAGUUUCCUCCUCGGCCCUGGGAAGGGCUUGCAGCGGCGGCGGCAGUAGCAGACAGAACAGCAGGCUCUCCUCUCCGAGGGGGGGCGUCGAAGCGCCCGCGCCGGGCUCCCGCCCUCACCCUCCGGCGCUCCUGCGGCCCCAAGCCGCCACCCCGGUGCCUGCCUCCUUCCUCUUCUCGCCGAGAGCCGCCCCUGGGAUCGGACCCGCGCGCCCCGGAUGCUGGGGCUGCCCCGGCGCGUCUCCCUCCUGGUGCGACGCGCUGAGUGAACCGGAGGGCGCCCGCGCUUGCCCCAGGAGGGGCCCCCUAACCUCGGGACCCCGCGCCGGACCCGCCGGGUAGACGACGAUGUCCGCUCAGCCCCCGGCUGUGACGCGCUCCACGCAGCGCGGGGAAGGCGGCCGGCCACAGCCCGCCGAGCCCUAGGUGCACAAAGCCCGCGCCCGCCGCCCGGCCUCGGCGCCCGCCGACGACUUUGCCGCCUGCUCCGCGGCUCUUUGUCUCCGUUUGGGGCGGGCGCCCGACUCUGGGAUUUCGGUGUGAGAGCGGGCUGGGGGGGCCGGGGGCGAGCUCUCGGUUUCCCGGCCGCCCCCCGCUCGGGCUUGGCUCCCCCCUCCCCCGCAUCUCGCCUGCCCGGGCUCUCGGCGCUUCCACGCUCUCGGAAUCACGACCCCUCCCUGCCAUGUAUCCGCAAGGCAGACAUCCGGCUCCCCAUCAACCCGGGCAGCCGGGAUUUAAAUUCACGGUGGCUGAGUCUUGUGACAGGAUCAAAGACGAAUUCCAGUUCCUGCAAGCUCAAUAUCACAGCCUCAAAGUGGAAUACGACAAGCUGGCGAACGAGAAGACGGAGAUGCAGCGCCAUUAUGUGAUGUACUACGAGAUGUCCUAUGGAUUGAACAUUGAAAUGCACAAGCAGACAGAGAUUGCGAAGAGACUGAACACGAUUUUAGCACAGAUCAUGCCUUUCCUGUCACAAGAGCACCAGCAGCAGGUGGCGCAGGCGGUGGAGCGAGCCAAGCAGGUCACCAUGACGGAGCUCAAUGCCAUCAUCGGGGUACGUGGACUCCCCAAUCUGCCUCUCACCCAACAACAGCUCCAGGCGCAGCACCUCUCCCACGCCACGCACGGCCCCCCGGUGCAGCUGCCACCCCACCCGUCAGGCCUCCAGCCUCCAGGGAUUCCCCCAGUGACGGGGAGCAGCUCAGGGCUGCUGGCGCUCGGUGCCCUGGGCAGCCAGGCCCACCUGUCGGUGAAGGACGAGAAGAACCACCAUGAACUGGACCACAGAGAGAGAGAAUCCAGCACGAAUAACUCGGUGUCGCCCUCGGAAAGCCUACGGGCCAGUGAGAAGCACCGGGGCUCCGCAGACUACAGCAUGGAAGCCAAGAAGCGGAAAGCGGAGGAGAAGGACAGUUUGAGCCGAUACGACAGUGACGGGGACAAGAGUGACGAUCUGGUGGUGGACGUUUCCAAUGAGGACCCAGCGACGCCCCGGGUCAGCCCGGCACACUCCCCUCCUGAAAACGGGCUGGACAAGGCCCGUGGCCUGAAGAAGGACGCUCCCACCAGCCCCGCCUCGGUGGCCUCCUCCAGCAGCACGCCCUCCUCCAAGACCAAAGACCUUGGUCAUAAUGACAAAUCCUCCACCCCUGGGCUCAAGUCCAACACACCAACCCCAAGGAACGAUGCCCCAACUCCGGGCACCAGCACGACCCCGGGACUCCGGUCGAUGCCGGGCAAACCUCCAGGCAUGGACCCGAUAGGUAUAAUGGCCUCGGCCCUGCGCACGCCCAUCUCCAUCACCAGCUCCUACGCUGCACCCUUUGCCAUGAUGAGCCACCAUGAGAUGAACGGCUCCCUCACCAGCCCCAGCGCCUACGCCGGCCUCCACAACAUCCCACCCCAGAUGAGCGCGGCUGCCGCCGCCGCUGCUGCCGCCUAUGGCCGAUCGCCAAUGGUGAGCUUUGGAGCUGUUGGGUUUGACCCUCACCCCCCAAUGCGGGCCACGGGCCUGCCCUCCAGCCUUGCCUCCAUUCCUGGUGGAAAACCAGCCUACUCUUUCCACGUGAGUGCUGAUGGGCAGAUGCAGCCCGUGCCCUUCCCCCACGAUGCCCUGGCAGGCCCCGGCAUCCCCAGGCACGCCCGGCAGAUCAACACACUCAGCCACGGGGAGGUGGUGUGUGCGGUGACGAUCAGCAACCCCACGCGGCACGUCUACACAGGUGGCAAGGGCUGUGUGAAGAUCUGGGACAUCAGCCAGCCGGGCAGCAAGAGCCCCAUCUCCCAGCUGGACUGCCUGAACAGGGAUAACUACAUCCGCUCCUGCAAGCUGCUCCCCGACGGGCGCACGCUCAUCGUGGGCGGCGAGGCCAGCACGCUCACCAUUUGGGACCUGGCUUCACCCACGCCCCGCAUCAAGGCCGAACUGACAUCCUCGGCUCCGGCCUGCUACGCCCUGGCUAUCAGCCCCGACGCCAAAGUCUGCUUCUCCUGUUGUAGCGACGGGAACAUUGCCGUGUGGGACCUGCACAACCAGACCCUGGUCAGGCAGUUCCAGGGCCACACAGAUGGGGCCAGCUGCAUAGACAUCUCCCACGACGGCACCAAGCUGUGGACCGGAGGCCUGGACAACACCGUGCGCUCCUGGGACCUGCGGGAGGGCCGGCAGCUGCAGCAGCACGACUUCACCUCCCAGAUCUUCUCGCUGGGUUACUGCCCCACCGGGGAGUGGCUGGCUGUGGGCAUGGAGAGCAGCAACGUGGAGGUGCUGCACCACACCAAGCCCGACAAGUACCAGCUGCACCUGCACGAGAGCUGCGUGCUGUCCCUCAAAUUCGCCUACUGCGGCAAGUGGUUUGUGAGCACUGGGAAAGAUAACCUUCUCAACGCCUGGAGGACACCGUAUGGAGCCAGCAUAUUCCAGUCUAAGGAAUCCUCAUCUGUCUUGAGUUGUGACAUUUCGGCGGAUGACAAAUACAUUGUAACAGGCUCUGGUGACAAGAAGGCCACGGUUUAUGAGGUCAUCUACUAAACAAGGACUGUAACAGGGCUGUCAAACUCUGGGAGAAACAGACUCAGCUGUGCCAGGGAGACCCCGGCGAGGGGCUCCGUGGACGUGGAGGAUGGGCGGCGAGCGGGCCCGCGCUGUGCUCCGGCGGCUGAGAAGGUGCCCCCGUCACAGUCGGGACUUCCAGGCGUGGAUUGAUGGGACUCACGGACUCUGAUGGAUUUCUCCUCUCCUCCCCUUAACGAUCCUGGCAGAUGUUACACAUAGAUUUAUUCGGGGGCUCGUGGCUCCGGCUCCCCACAGACGCCCUCAUGAAUCUUUCCUUCCCCUUUUGUUUUUGAUGUGUUCCCCUGCCCUGGCUCGGGGACACUGGAGCGUGGCCCACAUGUUUGUGCCAGGGGAGGGGGGUGGUUCACGUCCCUGACUGUGCAGCGCAUAAGGUUUGUGAAAAGUGUAAAUAACAGACUCCUAUCUCGGACUGGUCAGCUGGGGGGAGGAGGCCCCUUCCCACCGGCAACGCCAGCCGUGUAUUUCGCCUGCUGUAUUUGUAAUCCACUCGUGGUGGUGGCUUUUUUCUUUUUUUU